Molecule: messenger RNA, 564 nt
Organism: Penicillium angulare
Lineage: Eukaryota; Fungi; Ascomycota; Eurotiomycetes; Eurotiales; Aspergillaceae
Product: PHO88 family protein
Exons: 3
Coding region: 1-564 (187 amino acids)
Biological process (GO): protein targeting to ER
Cellular component (GO): endoplasmic reticulum; mitochondrion
Source: RefSeq, a predicted model, not a curated record
AUGGUGUCUCCUCAAAUUACCAACCUGGCCAUCAUCCUGGUGAUGAUGCAGCUGGCUAAGAAGGUUCCCUUUGAGGAUCCUGACGUGCUGAACCUGGUGCGCGGUGUUUACGUUCUGUCCAACGUGAUCAUCUUGGCCGUCAGCCUGUACACUCAGGCUAAGAUCAAUUCUAAAAAGGAUAUGACCACGCUCAAGUACGUUGAGCCCGCCGCUAUGGGUACCGGCGAGGAGGGCAAGCCCGUCACCACCACCAACAUGGACUACGAUAAGGGCCAGGUCCGCCAGAUGUUCCGCUCUCAGCUGAUGGGUGUUGGUAUGAUGGCCGUGAUGCACUUCUACUUCAAGUACACCAACCCUCUCUUGAUCCAGUCGAUCAUUCCCCUGAAGGGCGCUUUCGAGGGCAACCUGGUCAAGAUCCACCUGUUCGGCAAGCCCGCCACUGGCGAUCUGGCUCGUCCUUUCAAGGCCUCCGGUGGCUUCAUGUCCCAGGGUCAGCCCAAGAGCGACAAGGCUUCCAUUGAGAAUGCGGAGAAGAACUACCGGGGUGGUGUCAAGGAGGAAUAG